AUGCUGAGAGGACUGAAGAUGCUGUGUCCUUUGUGGACGCUGCUGGCCAUGACCGUGUGUAGUGCGCUGACCAGGGUCCCAAGCAGCGAGUGCUGGCAGAGCGUCUUCUGCAAGGAGAACGACUACAUUUCUAAAGAGAACUGGAAGGAAUGCGAGGUGCUGUGCUCCAGGUCGGAGUUGACGGACGAGACGGCGCUCCCCCCAGGUGAGGGCCACCUACAGCCCCCAGAGCCCGAGGAGGAGGCGAGCGAGGACCUGGAGGAGAGUAACGCCCUGCCCACCUUCCCCCUCAGCCCCGCGCUGCCACCAGCAGCACCCCUGGACACGCUGCUGACCAAGCCAGCCUGGCCCCGGCAAGAGGAGAAGCGCACCUACGCCAUGGAGCACUUCCGCUGGAGCAAGCCAGUGGGCCGCAAGCGCCGACCAAUCAAGGUCUUCACCAACGACGUGGAGGAGGAGUCGUCCGAGGCGCUGCCAGCCGAGAUGCGGCGCGAGGCGGCGCUGGACGACGCGGCGGCGGUGGCGGCAGACUACGGAGUCGGCGUAGUGGCGGCGGAGAAACAGGAGCAGGACACGCUGGCGGGGCUGCUGCAACAGAAGAAGGACGCCGCUGCCGUGCCCUACGUCAUCAAGCACUUCCGGUGGAGCGCACCGCCUGCCGCCAAGAGGUACGGCGGCUUCAUGAAGUCCUGGGACGAGCGCAGCCAGAAACCCCUUCUGACUCUCUUUAAGAACGUCAUCAACAAGGAUGGACAGCAGAAAAAAGAUGAGUGA
Messenger RNA from Engraulis encrasicolus (European anchovy), 774 nucleotides. It is a transcript of the gene pomca, whose product is annotated as proopiomelanocortin a. Gene Ontology annotation, molecular function: neuropeptide hormone activity. The transcript has 2 exons. Gene Ontology annotation, cellular component: extracellular region. Lineage: Eukaryota; Metazoa; Chordata; Actinopteri; Clupeiformes; Engraulidae. Gene Ontology annotation, biological process: neuropeptide signaling pathway. The record is from RefSeq and is a predicted model, not a curated record. Bases 1 to 774 code for a protein of 257 amino acids.